Molecule: messenger RNA, 16254 nt
Organism: Neospora caninum
Lineage: Eukaryota; Apicomplexa; Conoidasida; Eucoccidiorida; Sarcocystidae
Exons: 17
Coding region: 1-16254 (5417 amino acids)
Source: RefSeq, a predicted model, not a curated record
AUGUACGCUUCUAAUCGUCUUCACCAGAACAUCUCUCUACAACAACUCGCCGCAGAGGAAACCGGCGCCAUUCCAUCGGGGCCAAGGACGGCCGAGUUUUUGCUGAGAAUAUCACGUGCGCCUGCACCUUGGAAUCUGAUGAAGCAUUUCCCGGUUUCUCGAAGAGACGGUCACUUGCAGAAUGCCCACGAUCAGAUUCCCAGAAUUACGCGAACGCAGCCAUGCCAGAUCACAGCGCGUCGCCAACGUCUCCUCCCGGCUCUGCCAACAACAAUGGAAGGCGGAGAGCCAUCAUUUCCGUUGCAUGCUGCUCUGUCGCCCGCUGGUCUCCCUGCCGCGUCUGCCGCCAGCCCAAGGGCGUCUGCGAGAGCGACGACCGCGACCCUCUCUGCGAAUGCUCCUCGCGGUUUACCUACACCGCACCCAACUGGGGGUUUCCAUCAUCCUGGAGAGAAUGCAGGUCUUUGGCUUCUAUCUCCAGCUUCUGCGUCGCUAGGGCCCAAUCCUGGAACCGUUGAGGAGCGGCAGCGCUUUCGCUCUCCGGAGAAGGAGGCCUCCGACCGACACAGAGGGACUCGCGUCGCCUAUGUGUCACCGCCUCUGUGUCCCUGCGGUUCGCCCCGCGUUCCCCAUACUUUCGCGCAUGCCUGCGCUGCGUUCAACACCCUCCCGAUGACUUUCUCAACCGACCAAAGACCGACGGAAGAGCCCACGCAUGGCGCGUGUGUUCCGUUCCCCGUGUCUCGGCGUGGCGCUGGGCAGGAGGCGAACACUGAGGGCGCAGGAGUGCUGCGGAACUCGAGGUCCAUGCCUCUCGCCUGGGGAAGACGCGAGCGAGGCUGUGCACACGAGGUAAGAGGCGGAGGUCGUGGGCGCCCAGAUCCGGGACUCGUGCACAGUCCGUUGCUUGACGUGCUUCUGUCUCGCCAUCAAGAUGAAGCGAGUUUUCCUGCAAAUCAAAACUCCUCGGGACUCUCCUCGGCAGGACUCGAAUCGAAUCUCUCGUCGAUUGCCCUUGCGCAGUUUGCAGGACAUAUGGCUGCGCAGACACCCUGUCGUUCUGCGAGUGAGGCGAGCGGAGCGGCCCAGCCGUCGUCUCAGCCUCUCCGGCUGUCUCCCCUGUGGCCAACGAACUCAGACGAGCAGCAGAGAACGCUGGCAUUCUUCCAAGCGUUCGGCCCCGUCAAGUACAUCUUUUGGGACCUGUGCUCCUGCCCACUGCUUCUGCGCGGUCCGGUCGCGUCUCCCAUUGCCCGCUUCGAAAAAUCAACACCGGAAAGAACGCGCGUGGAGACGGACAGCGCGGUGACAGCAGGGAACAGCCUGUCUCGUCCGGCCUCCGACUCGUUCUCUUCCGCUCUCGAGCGCACCUUCACACCGACUGAGGUUGUGUUGAUGGUCGCGCGCUUCUUCAAAGCUGACGUCUCCGCAGUGAAGCUUUUUUAUGAAGAAGACCCGGAGACGCGCCCGGGUGCUCUGACCUCACGAGACGUGGUGUCUCCACAUUCCUUCACUGUGUCGGCCAGCCAAAGAGGAGGAGACAGCGCUGUCGCUGGCGAAUCCGAGGGACUCGCCCCGGUGUCUCCACUGCGCUCCACCUUGGACACAAACAGACAGAGCUCGGACAGCCCGUCGAGGCCGGGCGGGCGGCUGCUGGACUCCUUGGUUUACCAAGGAAGUCUCCCGCAUCCGGAGUCUCCAGAAGCAGCGGGGAGAGCCUGGAAGCCUGGUGAAGGGGAGGAAAAGGACAGUGGAGAAGGAAGAGCAGAGAGAACACAAGUUGCGGCGUCGGCUCUAUGUGAUAGGCUCGACAGAGACAGCCGCGUUCUCCUGUCCGAAAUGGGGUGCCUUGUGCACGAAUGCCACAGAAGACGAGUCAUGGACUGCGUCGUGGCAGAGCUUCAACGCGCCCUCGUCGCGACAAGGCGCCAUUCCGCGGAUGAAAUCAUGAUGACGCUCCAUUCAUCUCUGCAUUUGGGGGAUCUGGAGAUUCUUGACAGCUGCCUCUCGCCAUCUGCGACGCCGACUAUUGUGAUUUUGUCUUCUAUCCACUUCGACUUCACGGAGGCUCUGAGGACAGAGAUCGAGAGGAGCCGCUUAGGAGAGCCUCCUCCCCGCGUGCGUCUUCUCGUCUGUCACAACUAUGACUGGCCUUUCCGUCCGACGGGGUUCCUCAGCCAGUUUAUUCAGAAGAUGGAUGUCCCUCCUCAGAUUCAGUCGGCGGUCUACACAGCGACCUACCGCCAACUCGUGUCUGCAGUGUAUGACAUUCCUGUCUCGCUUCUUCUUCCUUUCAGUCCUCUGCCUUCGCUUCCGUCUAACAGCGGCGAUUGUCGCCACGAGCAGUGGGCCGGCGGGGGAACAGAAGACGAUUCUGAUGUCCCGGCCCCGCUCCGUUCACCUUCGUUUCCUCUGCACAGUUCAUACACCUCCCCCAGUCCCGUUCGCCCGCCCCCUGUCGCUCCCCCUUUACGGGCGUUGGCCGCAAGGCCGGACGACAGCCCCUGGCGAGGCCCGUGCCGGCAGAACACGUUUCCUCAGGAGAACAGAAACGCCGCGCUCUUGUCUCUUGAGUUCGGAGCUCGGAAGGCCGCUCAGCAGUCUUCCUCUGCUCUUCUCCCCAAAUCGGACGCUCUUUCGCCCUUCUGUCUAACCCAUGUCUCGGCGCCCCGUAGCCGGCCGCCCGGUGAGACGGUGUCCUCAGGGGACUGGGUCGCGCGAGGGCAAGAGUCCCGUGCGGCAGUCCCUUCUGGCGAGACUCUGUCCCCUCCCGACGACUGCAGACGCCGGCAGUUUGGAGACACUCAGGGCGGCGGGCCCGCCCCUGGCCGGUGCGACGCAGGCGACGCGAGGCAGAGCGAUAGCACUUGGGAGCACCGAGGGCCAGCAGACGGACUGCCCAGGUGCGAGAAGGGAGAGAGAGAAGAAAGUCCGUUCCGUGCUACGACGCCGCCGCCACUCGGCACCACCACGAGAACAGCGUCUGGGAAGGAACACCCGUGCAGCGCGGAUGACACGGCACUCCACAGCGAACAGACCCGAGAAGGUGCGCCUGUUUGUACCGAAAGAACUUUGGACGAGGCUUCGCCCGAUGUGGGUCGUGCCGCCCCAGUGUGUCCGCCGAGCCCGAACCCCACAGCGCGAGGGCGGCAGAGGCAACCCGUCUCAGCCGAGAAGAGAGCGCGUGGCGACGAAGAAAACCCGCACGGCGGAGUCGAAGACGCUGGCCAAGGUGCUCUGGGGGGCGGGCGAGUCUCGCAGAAAGAUACGCGAAAUCCCUCUCGGGACCUUUUGGACUUCUUGGAGACUGUCGCCUUGCCACACUCUUCCCAGGUUUCUCAAGAAGCCGCCCACAACAACUUUCAGCUUCUCAAGCGCUGCUUUGCCUCCGAGGCAGACAGAAGAGGCCCAUCGACGGCCGCGCCUCACGCGGCGUUCCUUGGAGACAUCGGCGCUGCUGGGGCCCCCAAGGAGUCCGUUCCCCUCGAUCGACGUGCUGAGCGCCCAGAGGAGACAGCUGAAAGGGUGGAAGAUUUGCCAGGCCCUCUCGUCCCCUCUUCUCCCUUGCAUGCGCAACUGCCGGGACGCGCCUCUGAAAGCGUCGCCGGGGGCCAACGCAGCGCUGGCUCCUCGCAGGAAGGCGAGACGGGCGCACCAAAAUUUUCAGGCGAGGAACGGAAAAGGCCCUCCGUUUUGUCCGCCUCGCCGUCGCAUUCGCAAGGUCUGGCUUCGUCUCCUUCUCACGAGGCAGGGGAGAGUCGCGCUGCUUUCCAGGUUGCUUGUCUCGCAAUGCAGGGGCAGGAAACCACCGCGCUUUCUGCCGGCUGUUCACUUCCCGCUCUCGAGCCGCGCUCGGGGAAAGACGCGAGCGGCACGAAAGGCCAGACGCAAACAGACGCAACGGGCGAGGAAGAGGGAGAGCUGGGCGUGCCCUGUGGGAGCCAGCACCGCCCUUCGAGCACCAGCGUGGCCAGCCACUUGGAGCCUCCGCGGUUCGCGCCUGCUGUCGCCUGGAGGCGUCGGACACCUGACCGGCAACGCUGUUCCGCCGACCCUCUCCCUCCGUCGCCCGUAUUCUUUCAUCUUGCCGAGCGUGAAUCUGGAGAGGCGCCUCGACGUCGCGAAACCGAGUACUUUCUUCUCGACACGUCGGGCGAGGAGUCGGCCAGUCAGCCGAGCUCCAGCGACUUUGGCCUCUCGUACGCGCAGCUGCGCGACAUGCGAUGGGCCAGAGAGCCGCGCGACUUGCCUUCCAACGCAGUGCCUCGGACCUACCUUCUGUCCUCCCCACCGUCAGUGUGUGACGUGAGUGUGUCCAUAGGGUCUUCGGAGAAACUCGAGUUCAGUUUCGAGGACGGCGACUCUCUGAGCAAGGUGACUCCCCCGAUGGCUCGAGGCUGGAGGAGGACCGGCCAGCAGUGGCACCAGGGCGUGCGGCUCGGCAUCUGGGCAGAAGAUCUCGGGCAAGCGGAGAAGCGAGACCGCGCAGAGGCGAGAGAAGACGCGGAGUCACGAAGAAAAACAGGAGAUGACAAUCUCCAAGGCAGACGCGAACGAGAAGGGGCUGAAACCCUGGAGAGCGGAAAAGACUCCCGGCGACUCGGCGAGCCAGGAGAAAGGGGAGCCCGUGGCAGCCCAAGACCAGUGCCUUUGUUCAGUCCCGAGACACAAAACGAAGGGGUGGCCUUUCGAGCAAGUCCCCAGCGAGAGGAAGCGAGCAAGGAAGAAGACGCAAGUCACGCCCCAGGGCGUUUAAACAGAGAAACAGACCUGCGAGAAGCCCAUGCCUCACCUUUUCAACUCGGCGAAGAAUCUUCGUCGACUCUUCCUGGACACGUACCUGGUUGUUCGCCCCAGCCAGAGCAGCGUGCUGCGCCUUCGGUGCCUUCGUCUUCUUCUGUCUCAGGUUCGAUCCGCACUGACGCCGACACAAUCGGACGGCCAGGGCCGUCGGCGUGCGGUGGCAGCGAUGACUGUCUUGAAGAAUCGGCGUUUCCACCUCCCGCUUCUCCAGGAGCAGCCGGCGGACGUUCCAGCGAAGGACAUUUCCGGCAGGCUCCGUAUGCCGCCGUUUCGCUGUCUUCGUCGGUUCCAAGCGGCGCCUUCUCGGUUUCCGUUUCUCCCUCUUUUUUGCCUUCUUCGGCUGGGUCCCAUCCUCGCCUGGAGACGCACGCGGGUCUUCCUCGAAGGGACGCAGGGCCGGGACGCGCAAACGCCAAGAGGCGCGUCUCGCGGUUUCGUGGAACUGAUGGCAAGCAGCCUGGGCAAGCCGAGCAGGUCGGGCCAAAUGAACCCGAAGUUUCUGGCGCGCCGCCCCACUCUCCCGGCCUGUCGACGUCUAUCGCGAACGCAGGGCACGAACCCGCGUCAGUCACUGGACUGGCCUUUGCAAUCGGAGACGCUGUCUACGCUUCGUUCUCUCCGAAUUCUCGCUCCCCAGAUGUUGCGGCUGCUUCCUCCGUUGCUCUCCCGUCAGAAGGUCUCGUCAGUUUCCUGCCUCUUGCUUCGUCUUCCCCUUCUUCCCCUUCUUCUUCCUCCUCUUUUCCUUCCUCUUUUUUCCCUUCUUCGUUGCCUGCUGUUUCGCAGCCUGCUGGAGUCCCACCUGCGUAUGCCGUCGGUGCGCCACUUUCCGCGGGACUGUCGAGGCCCGUCGCCGUUCCACGUCUGCGUCUUUCGACAGAAGUGAUGCCUUCGGAGUUUGAGGGCCCCGGGUCAGUUCCGGCGUCGCGGCUGUCUCUCGAGACGCUGUCGCUGAUCGCGGCGUCCCCGCCGCCGUUCGUGUCGAGCUCCUCGUCGCCCCGCAAUCUCCAUCAAGUUGCUCCAGAGCACCCAGCGGACACGCGGAGAGGCCAGGCGCCCCGUGCACUGGCGCAUCGCCGCGCGUCCGCCGCUGACGGGGCUUCGCCAGCGUCUUUCUCCUUUGCGUCGUUCCUCUCGCUUCCAUCGGGGAACGCGGACAGAGACGCCGCCUCAAGGAAAACCGAAGAGGAGGAAAAAGCCUCGAAAGCCGAAGUCAGCCCAACUCGCCGACUGCGGCGCCUAAAGACGACGACGGAGCAAGCCAGGCGGGAGGGGCUGCGUGGCAGCGUGAACGAGUUGGCGUUUCGCCAUGCCACCAGACGAACUCUGUGCCUUCAGGGGAAGGACGGAAGAGGCGUUUCUGCCGACGGGCAAGGGAGGGCAGGGGGGGACUCCUUCGCUUCGCUGCCUCUGCCCAAGAGCGCAUGCGUGGACGCUUCGUCUCGAGCCUGUCGGCAAGCUUCCUUUUUCUUCGCAGAAGAGAAGAAAGACGACGGUCCCGACCGUCGUUUGCCUGCGGAAAACGUCUUUUUCAGUUUGUGGCACGCGGUCACAGGAGAAACGCCAGCGCGAGAGAGACAGGCUGCGUUACCAGCCUCUUCCCUUUCGCGGGGGCCUCCGGGGCCAGCAGAGCCUCGAGGCGCGAAGGCGACCUCCGCGAUGACGGGGCAGGGGGGCGGCGAGACGAAGCAAGGCAAAGGCGAAAAGCGGGGAGAGAAGGAAGAGAGUCGGGGAGAAGAGAGAGCAAACGAAGACCUUACAAAGAACGAAAAUGCAGCUGCUGGAGAAGACGUCGUUUUGGAUCAGAGCGCACCCGAUGCAGAGCACCGCCGAGGCGACAGUCUCUUUUAUCCAGUCGCGAUUUCAGAAGACCGACCAGAUAUGCUGCGAAGUCUGAAGAGAGAGGACCAGAGAGACGUGUGUCCCUGGCGACAACAAACAGAAGAAGCUCUCCACGGUCGAGAGAGAGAAGAAGAACACCUAGGUGAGGACGCUGGCCUUUCCGAGCCCCCGGCAAACGCAGUUUCUUCGUUUCGGAACCCGCCACCUGAAACGGCGUUUCUCUGGAAUCCUUCUCUGGGACGCCUUUCCGAGUGUCCCUCGGCAGCGAGGAGGCUUCCGCCGCUCGCGCCCUCGCAUGGCAGAGCGUCCGGGGCUUCGGCGGAGCUCCGUGCGCUGCUGCAGGUGGACGGAGGGGUGACCAGAGGCAAGGAAUCCGCAGGUAGGGCAGACGAGACAGCUGAGAAGGGCGAAGUGGACGAACAGGCCGUCGUGCGCGAUGAAGAAGAAGGAGACAGUAGCGCAAGAGCACCGCGAGCUCUCACGACAGAGACAAACGUUGCAGCGGAGAUGCAGGGGAAAGGCGGAGUCACGCAGGUGAUGGGCACACACGAGGACGCGAAUCUGAAGGAGACUCGAGGAUGCAGUGAAAGGCUCGCGGAGCCAAUGCGGGGUGAAUGUACACCCGGUGGAUCGGCCGACCAUCAGUUCCUAGACGUUCCUGCAGACAAACAGGCAGAGGAAGCGUCACCAGCAGAAGGAAAAGAGCCGUUUUCCUCAGCUGAAUCGUCUUCGCAGACUGCACUUCCGGGGGGGAUCACAGCCGAUGGAGGCUGUCGGCGUUUGCCGGAAGACGGAAAUCGAGAGGCGCUCGAGGAAGCGGGAGAAGAGAGGCAGGAAGCGAGGAACACCUGGGCGCUGGAUGGGGAGAAAGAAGAGGUAUUGACUGCAUGCAUGGAAGAACCGCUGGGCGGAGACCAGGGAGUCGGAACGUGUGUGCCAUCGUCCCUCGAGUGGAGUGUAUCGAAAGAGCCACAUCGCGAAACAUUCAAGACCUUUGCUGGCCGAGGCAGGAAACGGAGCGACGAAGACGAACAGGAUGUCUUCACGGCACGCACGCGCGUCCCAACAAAAGAACAGGAACGGCUCGCUGAUUUCUUUGGCGUGACGAAGCUGGCGUCUCUCCCUUGCUUCUACAUCCUCAGCACCAAUCAGAAUGUUACCUUGGCGAUGGUGACUCAGUUCCUCCUGCGGUUUCCGGAGCACGUGAAAACGGAGCAUUGGGGAAAGAGGCACGUGUUCAGGUCGACGUUUCGCCGGGAUGAAGACGUGGAUGUGCUGUUUUCUCACAGCUCCGAAGGCGCCUUCAUCGAAGAAACGCCUGCGGAAUUUGGGCGAGUGCGUCUGAUUUUCACGCGGACCCUGCCCCCGCCCAUGGCCUUCGUUGUCGACGACGCCUCUCUCGAUUUGCUCUCCAGUGACGAAGCCGACUGCCCGGUGCCACCGGCGCCUAGCGGCUCCACGGCAAAACGUGCGGCUGCGUCGGUCUCGCCGCUUCGGGCUCGUCUCCCGCCCGAGGACCUCCGAGGAAGAGAAGAGCAAAGGGAAAACGCACAUGUUGGGCGGGACACGGGAAGGCCAGGGGACAGCCUGGAAUCACAGCGGCCUGCGACACCCCAAAUGUCUCCAGUCCUGGAAGCACGAGAGGCGCGCUCUGCUACGGAGAAGCCACAGAGAAAAAUAGGCCGAAAACGAACGAGAGACGACAGAGACUCCGCCACGAAGGCGCCGCGCGCGGCAGAAAAACAAAUCGAGGUUUCUCUGAAUCGACCGGGAGAAGCCGAUCCGAAUUCAAGUUUUUUCGCGGCUCGACAGGAGCAGAUCGCACAAGAACGGCCCGCCUACGGGGAGAGUAUACGCGCAGGCUCGAAGCCGGUUGUGUCUUUGUCGCUCUGUCCGGGCGCGAAUCUGGAGACUGCACACUCACUCGACGCAGGCGCAGACGAAGGGAACCGCGCCACGGCUUUUCCGCGACGUCUUUGGGUUUUUCUCGGGUCGGCGCAGGGGCAGAAAAGCGGCGCGCGUGAGACGGAGAAAAGGCAGGCAGAAGAGAGGAGAGCAGACGACGGACCCUGCGAGAGGACUGGGAGGAUUUCCGGCGGGGAGCAUGGGGAAGCGAAUGACCCGCAGGCAGACGCGUUGUGCGCAGGAGGAACAGAUGAGGCUUCUGCGGCCGAGGCCAAGAGGCUCGACACGUCACCGUUGGCCGUGUUUCGCCGGUGGCUGAUGGCGGAACCCGAAGAGGGCGAUAAGGAGAGCCUUCGCGAGGAAGAGAAGACGGAAGGACGCGGUCAGGCCGUUGCGAACGGCCUGCGGCUGUCGGAUCUGAAGGCUCGGACACCUCCGAACGAAGACGCGCGCGUGCGGAGAAAACUCGGCGCUCUUCGAGAGCAGAGACGCGCAAGACUCCGAGAACAAAGCGCGCAGGGUCUUGAGGCUGCCGAUGAGGUCCGAUCCCCUGCUUCUCGCGUCGCGCUGUCAUCGGCCUCGGGAUUUCUUUCUUCUGCAUCUGCCUCGGCUUCGUUUCCAUCGUCUUUGCCCAUUCUCACCUCAACACAUCCAUCGGCCGUCCCUUCCGCGUCCGCGCCUUCGCUGGCUUCUUCCACUUCCUCCCCUCCUUCCUCUUCCUCGUCCGCAUUACGCUCCGUGUCAGCUUUACCUCCUGCGUUCAGUGCCUCUGCAAGGUUGUCUUCGCCUUCUGGAUUCGCGACGCUCGCGUCUCGCCGUCUGUACACUACGCCCGCUGCGAGCCACCGGCGUCGUUCCAGCUCGGCGGCCUUUCUGUCUUCUUCCGCGCCGCUGUCCUCUUCGCGUGCGACGGAAGUCGUUGACGGCAAGAAAGACGUGCGCGCGCGAGGGCCUUCGCGGUUCGACAGAACAAAGACAGGCAAGGGGGUUGUGGAGUCUCGUCGUGUUCACCGCCUGCCUUCAGUGAAACAGAGGCUGGGACCAGCGGAGGGAGUGUUCUUUCUUCCGCAUCCGGUCUUCCGGCGUGGAGACCAAAGCGGUGGCAGGAGGGGUUUGGGUUUCGGUGAGACAGAUGCGAAGGAGCGCGACGUCACGAAGAUGGAAGAGAAGGCAACGACGGAGGACGAAAAAGGACCGAAAGAAGAGGAAAAAGUGGAACUCUGUGGGGAGAGAUCCGAGAAGAAGAGAGUGAAUGUGAGUUGGAAGGAAGACCAGGACAGAGAGGUACCUGAGAGAGAACACGCCGGGUCGGUUCCUGGUCGCGUGCCUUUCGGAAUUCCGCGGGGCGAAGGAAUGGAGGCUGCAGAUUCAUCCGGUGAUGCGUUUGCGAGUUCCGAUUUUUUGACAGAAUCCGUUUGCGUCGAAUCCGUUGAUGAACAGACUGGGGCGGCAACAGCCACACAGGUUGCCGUCUAUGCCCUCGGUCUCGACAGUCUCCCCUGGACGUGUUUUCUCCUUUGCAAGCGUCUGAGGCGGUUUUUGUCUGCGGUGCGCCGUUCUGGUGUUCUCGGGAUUGUCUACGUUCCCGCGCUCUGGCGGGGGCCUUCGCUUCUCUCUUCGGUCCACUUUGACUUCAAUUUUUCCUCCUUUCCACAGCGCGAAAAAGAGAAACUCCGCCGACCUUGGGACAUCUACCUGGCGGCAGGGUCGUGCGUGGAACCUGUGCAAGAACAGCUAGGAUGGCAGGCGCGAAAGCGGCAGAGGAUCCAGGAAGCAGUCACCGAGCUCCGGCAGUUCGUCUGGGGGGGCCGAGGCUUACUGACGUCGGCUAAGCAUGCCCUCGUCGAUCUCUCAGCGGAGAUCGAACGGCUAGCAGAACGGCUGUGCGCAGAGAGCGACGAGGCGCGCGAAGGGACAAACGACGAGAAGGAAGAAACGGAGGAAGAAGAGGAAGAACGGGAGGAAGAGGAGAAGGAAGAGUUGGAAGAGUUGGGAGAAGAGAAGAGAGAAGCGAAAGAAGUCGAGAGAGAGGAAGAUGGACCAGAAGUCGGAAGAUCAAGCCAGGCGGCGACGAAAGGGGACUUGCCGUUUUUUUCGGGCGGUGGAGGAUCGUGGAGUGCGGGUGCGGUUGGAGAGAGAGAGGGCGAGAGCGAGAAGGAAGAUGAGAAACGCCGGGACACGCUCAAGAGACGGGGGAAGAAGGCCAAGCUCAGGCGAGGGAUGAGAGUAACGAAGGCCAGUGGAAAGAAAGGCAACCGCGGUUCCUCAGCAUUGGGAUGGAACGGAGAGGAAGAGAACGAUUUCAAGGCGCACGCCGGAGAGACAGCCGAGAGCCCCCAAAUCCCCAGCAGUUCGCGACGGGGAGAGGACGAAGCUUUUUCGGCCCUUCGAACAGAACAGGCGGAGGCGGAGGACCCGGGCGGUUCAUCGGCUCGGCCCGGUCCCUCCACGCACACACAGGCAGGGGAAUUUGGAAGAAGCCGACAGGGAGAGCGGGAGACACAGGAAGCGUGGCGACACGCGAUGCUCGAGAUUCUGGAGAGAGUGAUCCUCAGGCGAUUUACGACGAUCUGCGACAAACGAGACGUCCUCAUUCUGACGCGUUUUGCCUCGCGGCUCCGCCAGACGGAGACGCCGAGUCUUCAGGAAGCCCCGGAGGCUGGGGCCCCAGGCCCGAAACUCGUCCUGUGCGGCCCCACAGAGGGCUCGGCCGAGAGACAGUUUGUCGAGACUGUCCUCGCCGUCAAGGCUUUUCUCUCUGGUGGCCCCCAGGGCGGGUCUCGUGAGCCGAUCCAGAAAUCCUGCCGGCUUUUGUCGUGCCCUCCGUCCGCCCCCAAGCAGAUGCAGCGAGGGGAAACUCUGGUCAUCUCCAGCCGACCUUCUGGCUCGGUUCCUGCGUCAUCGCCGCUCCCUGCCUUGACUCCUGCGCCGACGCCGACUUCCGUCCUCGCGUUGGGCAACGUAUCCGACCUGCUGGCCCGUGCAGCCUUCGCCGAAUCGACAUUCGACGUUCUUGUCUCCUGGAUUUCUCCGUGGCCUUCACCGCGUCUGUCGUCUCCGAACGUGCGAGAGGCAGCUGCGAAGAACCCUCUCGCAGUAGCCGUUGUCGGCUGGGUCGAAGAAGAUGUCGACGGCGCCCUGGCGUUCCUCGCCAGCGGUUUCGAUCCGUCGCCGACAACUGGCGAAGAGUCGAGCGGCGCGGAGGCACCGUUCCAUCUUCUGUCGCGUCAUCGGAGAAUCACUGGAGUGGCGACGAGACAGGCUGCCGCAGCGAAGGAAAGCGAUGCAAAGCGAGAAGGGAGAGUGAGAACCCCACCAAAAGAAGAAUCUACGGCUACACAAGCUCUUGAUCGUGUGCAGUCGUCGAGCCUGCUCGAUGGACUGAGCUCAACUGUCGUCCAGGUCCCUCGCGCGCUCCUUCCGCUGGUCUUCCAGGCGAGCUUGUCGGCGCUGCGUGAGUUUUUCGACGACCCACGCUUUGACAUUCGAACGACUUGUGCCGCCAUCCUCCACACUUUCGGCGGUACUCUCCUUGAACUGGACUUCUCGUACAGCACCCACCCUGUGCUGUCUCCUGUCUCGUUCUGCUGCGCGCCCUGCUUCGUCUCUGUGGUUCUCGAGUCCUUGGGCUUCUUUUUCCUUCUGGCUUCGUCGCAAUUCGACUUCUGUUCGCUGCCGGUGUCUCCCGACAUCUACCACGUGCUGCGUGGGGAAAGGCGACGCGAUUUGAGACGCGUUCUCGGGGAGGCGAGACGAAAAGAACAGCACAAGCGGGGGGAGGAGAAGGACGAGCGACCGGUCGCUUUGCAGCGAACAGGGAGGAAGCGAGAGGUGGGUGGCGGCGAGCGCACCACGCAGACGAAGCGCGGGAGAGAGACGGGAGAGGAAGAAUCCAGGGAAGAUGAUGCGAGAGACAGGCGCGCCCAACGCGAAGCGCUCAGACACGACCAGAGGGCAGCGGUUGACAACCCUCUCUCGACCGAGGAAUCGCCUCUCGGGUCCCUCUCUUCGUCGCUCUUCUCUUCACAUCGGCUUAUAUUCGAUUGCGAAGCUCUCUAUCCGCCCUGCCAACUGGCGGCGAUUCAGAGCGCGCUCUCGCUCUUCGGCGGGCCCUUCUACGGCGUGAAAGGCGGCACGGUAGCCUGCCCAGUGACCCCGCAGUUUCCGCUUCCCGGCGAUGUAGGGCUCGUGGAAGAAGAAGCGAAAGGAGACGCGAGAGAAGAAACGAUAGAGGAAGCGAGAGAAGCGAGAGAAGAAACGAGAGGCGAGAUGGGUGAAGGUGGGGAGAGAGAGGAGGGCGAGCGAGGGGACAGCGAGGCGGACGAAUGCGGCGGCGCUCGGUCUGCCGACGAGUCAGCCACCGGAGGCCGAUUGGCGAGAAGGGAGGGUGGAAAUGGGAAGAGCGUUGACAGCGGAGAGCUACAGGAGAGACGACAGCAACGGCGCGAAAUGACAGUCGUCGUGUACAAUCCUAAUGACGUCCCGGCGGAUUUGCUUCUUCUCAUCACACGAGAGGGGAACGUCGAGGACCCGGAUCCGGUCUACGACUGCCUCAUGGCUGAGGCUUCCUACAUGGCCAGAACAGAGCCGGAUGUGUUUCUUCUCUCCGGUGUUCCUUUCGGUUUCGCGCCUCUGCCUCGGUAUAGCUCUCAUCCUCCGUCUGCGGUUGCGUCUUCGCCUGACAUUGCCGAACACCCAGACGGAAAGGGAAAAGAGGACGAGCCCUCGGAGAGGUCCGCGGAGUCCCCGCGAGACCGCAGAGGCGCCAGGAGCGAGAAGGAAGCAAGCGGGGAGGCAGCGCGAGAAGGCGAAAGCGAAGUGGAAGGAGAGAUUCAAGAUACGACAGACGGGAAUCCGGCGAACUCAGAGAGAACGGCUGGCGGCUCCGGUGUGGACACUGCCUUUUCGGAGACAAGAACGAGUCCGGAUGAUGACCCCGAAAACCUCUCGUCCCUCCGCGUGCGGUCGGCGAGUGCGUCGGCGCCGCGCUGCAAUUCGCUUAGCGCCUCGGGGCUUCCACGGGGCUUUGUCUGCCGCCUGGGAGCCGGCUGUGGCGCGCAGGGGAGAGCAUGCCCGUCUGUCCAUUGCGUCCACGAGCGCGCCGCAGUCCGACGCUUCGAGCGCCUCUUGAGCGUUAUGUUUCCGCCAGGUGCACUCAAGAAGGAAGUUCGACGCAACGAGUUCCUCGUUCCCUUCGAGCUCGGCGGCCGCUUCAUCGGGCCAGCUGGGAAACACCGCAAGCAUUUGAUCGCGAGAACCCAGGCUUUCAUUUCUGUGUUGAACGAGCGGCAUCGAGGUCCGGACGGACGGUCUUGGCGCCGCCUGGUCGUGGGCGGAGACUUCGCUGCUCGGCUCCGAAUCGUCAGGGAAAUCUUCCGCGUUCUCCAGUGGCCUGCUAGCGAGGCUCUCGAGCCUUGCGCCUCUCGUCGGGGACACUCCAAGGUCAAAGACCACGCGAAGGACCCCGACAAAGCGCUGCUCGAUCUCUUCACUCUGCAGGCUGUCCCGCGAGUGCGCAUGCUCGGUCGCGAUGAAGGCUGGGCGGAGCGGCACGGCGAGGCAGCAGGAGAGGCGAAUCUCCACACCCCCGCGACUUGCAUGCGGUCAAUCCCGUUAGAACGGGGCGUUGCUCGGCUCUUCCGCGGCCUCUCCGAGAGGCUGUUGGACGUCUCCCUUCGACUGACUGUCACGCGGAAAGGCGGCAAAGAGUGCGCGACAAACUGCGGAGACUUUCACGUCGAUCGGGGCCUCCUCCGCGUGAGUCUUGAUCGUCACGAGUUGGAGCUCGUUCGAGUUGUGUCGGCGUCCUCGUUGCGGGCCUCUGCUCCAGACGCUGACACGACGAGGUCGCGGAGGCAAGAGGAGCAAGGAGAUGAGACAGCGGAAGGUGCACGCGAAGGCGACGGCCGCGCCAAGUGCAUCGUUGAGAUGAACGCCGGGGGAGGUACAGGCGGUAACGAAGCAGGUGGUGAAGAGACGGGGGAUCUCUCUGAACUCUCGCCUUCUCGGCGUUGCACGUCUCGCUUGACCGCGAGAGAAACGUACAUCGUGACGAUUCGCGGAACGCUUGAGGCUUUGAAUGGGGGGACAGAAGGCGCCUUGGAGUAUCUCGUGGACAAGACGCGAUUCGAAGAUGUCAAGUUCUCGGACACCGUCCAGUGGUUCUUCUUUGUGCCCGACGUGGAGCAGCGCGGCAGAAUGGGCGCGUCGGAUCCGAAGCGAGAAGGCGACGACCAAGCUCUCGAGGAUUCCCACUGCUACUUUCUUGGCCCCCGAAACGUCAGCGGAACGCCGGCACUGGGCACCCGAGACGCACACCCUCCCGUCGCGUCUUCGUCUUAUUCCGCUCUCUCUCCGCCUAGUGUGUGGAAGCGAGUAGAAGGCGACGAAGCGGUGGAGAGCGCCUGGCAAGCUUUCGUGUCAGGCAUCGACUGGAGUGGACGCGGUGUGGCGCUGCUGCGGAUUGCGGGGGGUGACUACCUUUUUCAGGUGGCGACUUGGACGGCGUUUCCUUUGAUUCGACGAGAACGAGAGGCGGGCGCAGGCAGCGAGGCGCCGCGGCGCGACUGGGGAGCACCGCCCGACGCGGGGUACCGGCUGGUGCGAGAGAAAGGGGAAGCCCGGGGAGAACUCGAAGGCGACGAAGGGGACAGCGGGCCGCAGGGAAGUGAGGCGAAAGAGGAGACCGCCGAUAUUGAGGGCGAGAACAGACUUACAGAGGAGGUGAGGAGUGCCUCUCGAGACUGCGAAGACUUUUCCACGAAUCAGGAUGGUCCUUCAGCGUCAGACGAAGAAGACGCCAAGACCGAAUCCGAGGCGCGGCAACGAGACGAAAAGCUGCUGUCUCCUUCUCUCCCUCAGGAAAUGCACGACGCCUCUGCUUUGGCGCUCCCUGUGGCCGCAGCCGUGUCUACAGAGCUCGAGCCUUCGUUACCUCAAGGGGAGGCGAAGGACGAAGCUGAGCCUAGAGAGGAGACAAGCGCAGCAGAAAAUCGUGGAUCCGACACAGCCCGGUCCCUGGUUUCAGUCGACGAGGAGGGACCCCCUGCGGAAAGACCCGCGUCGAUAUCUUCUGGGCUUCCGAGUCCACGCCUCUGCCCUCGCGUUGCUGAAGCAGACUCUAUUCUGGCAACGGCCGCCUCUGUGGCGUCUCCUUCCGGCGACAUGCGUCGACUCGCGUCCUCCCGCUGCGUUCCCAGCGUAGUUGCGACUUCGACGGAGGCGACGAACAAAGGCUCUGCACUGUUGGAGUCUUCUCUCGCAGCGCUGUUGGGGCGACCCGAGCACCGCGCACUCAGACCCUUUGCGUUCUCAGUCGACUGCUCGUUGCCGCCGGUUCGCCUGACGCGCGUUCAGAUUGGAGGCGCCCGAGGAUCCCGGCGCGGCGCAGCGACCGAGGACGAAGAAGAGGAGGAAACUCGGCAAGAGGCGCGUAGGCGGGAUCUCGGCGAGGCGCAAGCAGGCGAUGACGCGGCGGCUGCCCCGAGAGGCGAGCAGAAGACGCAAAGGGCGCGUGGAAAACAAUCGACGAAAAAAGACGCGAGAGACGGGAGAGAACUCGCCUCGGCCACACGUGGCCAGAGGAAGUCAGAUUCUGGUGAAAGCAGACAAGAAACGCGCGUCUUUCCGGAGGAAGGAGAACCUGUUCAACCCUGCAAGGGCAUUCUCCGCAGCCGCACCCGCGCGUUUCUUCGCAACUUCUUGUGA